Sebastes umbrosus (honeycomb rockfish) is the source of this 1122-nucleotide messenger RNA. Its product is annotated as transmembrane protein 176B-like. Gene Ontology annotation, cellular component: membrane. The coding region runs from base 120 to 884 and encodes 254 amino acids. The transcript is spliced from 8 exons. NCBI's taxonomy places the organism in Eukaryota, Metazoa, Chordata, Actinopteri, Perciformes, Sebastidae. The record is from RefSeq and is a predicted model, not a curated record.
GAGUACUUCAGGAUGACUCAGGUUUCCUUCUUCCUCUUUUCCAAACAAACUGCGCAACAACAAGCAGCCAGACUUUGUUCUCCUCUAACAGACACAAACAGUCAACAGGAGCGGGCAGGAUGUCUGUGACCAUGACCAAGGCUGAGGGGAUCACUAUGAUCACUUUGACCUCUGACCCCCAAAGUUUUUGUCCUCCACUGUGCCAAAUCUUCAAAGGCCUCUGCUACAGCCCCGUGCUCUGCUCUGUGUCUCAGCACCUGAGGAGGGUCCAGAGAAAUUCUCAGUCCGUACUGGGGGCUCUGCACAUUAUGGUUGGGUUGCUCAACAUCGGCCUUGGAGCGAUCCUCUGUAGCAGUCACAGUGCCUCUUGGUAUCUAAUGGAUAGAAGCUUGUUUCCUUUUUGGUUUGGAGGAUUGUUCAUGCUGUUUGGCACUAUUUGCAUUUUGUCUGAGAAGUGCCCGAGUCCAUGUCUGGUCAUCCUCAAUGUGCUCCUGAAUCUAGCGGGAGUUGCUUUAGCCCUUGCAGCCAUCGUACUCUACAGCAUCAAUAUGGCAAACAUGUCCACGUGGUGGAUGUGUCGCGAUGAUCAUUAUGAUUAUAAUUAUAAUUACCAUUCAAGACACACUACUACAACUCCACCUCCUGGGACGGACAUCAUGAAGGAGAAAUGCCUGGAGGGCAAAGAACUGAUUCUGAUGCUGAUGAGAAGCAUGAACGCUGUGCUGAUUGUCCUGUCAGCCCUGGAGCUCUGCCUCGUCAUCAGCUCUGCCGUCCUGGGGAUCAAGGCUCUGAGGAGCCGUGAGGACGGAGAAAAGAAGAAGAUUGGUGACCCAGAACUCUACAAACCACUGCUGGAGGAAGUCACCAGUAACCCUGCGGCCUAAAAUCUCUGCUUUGUGCUGUCAGAUAUCAGUGUGUUUGUAGGUAAAAGGGAGGUUCAUGCACAUCUGUGUGACGGACACACACAUCGAUGGGCUGAUAGGGUUUUUAUUUGCUAUUUUACGAUAUGAAGCCACGUUUAAAAAGUUAAAUUAAUCAAAACGAUUGACUGUUACAUAUAUUUUGGUAUAUUUCUGCUCUGUACUUUAUAUUAAACCUGAAAAGCGGUACUGAAAAAUUGAA